CGAAGACCGUCGUGAUAAAACAUCAUGUGAACCACAUGCACAGGACACUCACUCCAGUAGGGGUAGUAUGCCGCAGAAGGCUGCGAGGCUUAAGGAUUGGAAACCUACAAGCGCGACCUGUGAUAAUGAUCGAAGUUAGCUUAGGUGAAGAGGAUCACAACGAGAACAGCUCAGCAAGAAAAAAACAGCCUUGGAAUUGUCGUCAUGGAUCCGCAUGUUGCAGCAUGCGGUCAGGCGGUAACUCCAUUGGUAACAUCACGGCCAUAGGAUGGACGGAGAUGAGUACUUACGGUACAAUCGCCACCAUGCAUGACAAAGUCAACUGAAUGAGCCUGUGAAGGUAGCCACCAAUCAGUACCUCAUGUUGAGCAGUGGUCAAGGCAAAGAACGAGGGUGAAAGAUCAGUGGAUUGACAGAUAGAUGUAAAGCAUCGAGCCUGACGGCUCUCAGAUACUC
Molecule: messenger RNA, 456 nt
Organism: Dichomitus squalens LYAD-421 SS1
Lineage: Eukaryota; Fungi; Basidiomycota; Agaricomycetes; Polyporales; Polyporaceae
Exons: 1
Source: RefSeq, a predicted model, not a curated record